Molecule: messenger RNA, 836 nt
Organism: Cryptomeria japonica (Japanese cedar)
Lineage: Eukaryota; Viridiplantae; Streptophyta; Pinopsida; Cupressales; Cupressaceae
Product: nuclear transcription factor Y subunit B-3-like
Exons: 1
Coding region: 133-489 (118 amino acids)
Biological process (GO): regulation of transcription by RNA polymerase II
Cellular component (GO): CCAAT-binding factor complex
Molecular function (GO): DNA-binding transcription activator activity, RNA polymerase II-specific; protein heterodimerization activity; RNA polymerase II cis-regulatory region sequence-specific DNA binding
Source: RefSeq, a predicted model, not a curated record
AAGUGCGUGCUAUCUUAUUUGGGUACUCUUUCUCCACAGCAAGAGUUGUGAGCACACAAGGCAUAUUGAAACCCUAAAUUCCAUUUGUAUUAAUCUGCAUAUUGCGUGGUCGAGAGAAUAAAGACAUAAAAAAUGGAUCGUGAAUACUGGGCCGGCGAGAGUAGCAGGAGAAAUGAGUUGGAAAGAGAAGAAGAGCAAUUAGUACCGCUUGCGAUUGUGGAGAGGAUUAUGCGCAAAAGCCUUCCUCCCAACACGAUGGUGUCCAAGGAGGCGAAGCAAACAGUGCAGAAAUGUGCGUCUGAAUUCAUCAGCUUUGUGACAGGGGAAGCACUAGACAAGUGUAAGGCGGAUAAAAGAAAGACCAUCAAUGGUGAGGAUAUCAUACAGGCCUUCAACACCCUUGGCUUUGUCAAUUAUGAGCAAGUCCUUGAAAUUCUUCUCCACAAGUUGAAAGCCAACAUGCACGCCAAGCAGCCUCUCAAACAAUAGGCCUUACCGGAUAAGUCUUCCUCCUCUCACCAAUUAACGACAGCUGUUCAGGAUCAGCUGAUUGUGACACAACCAGCGAGCCAGAUUCAAAACCAACAGCCCUUCAAUCCGGUACUUUUACAGAUCCAGGAGCUGCGGAACAUAAGUUUGUAUAGAUAGAUUCAAGCAAUAAACAUUGUUUCAGGGAAGUUUUAUCUUCUGUAAUAUUUCUGGCAGGUUGGACCCUUUUAUAUGCAGGGCAGCUAUAUUUAUUUCAUUUUAAUGAUGAUAGGCUAUUGCUCGCUGUUUUGAUCUUAUAAUAACUAUUGUUUCUUCCGAGUCAUUGUAAAAUUUGCGAUCAAAGUGCA